AUGUCCCAGGAACAACAGAAGAAACAAGGCGGCGGCGUCCUAGGCGGCGUGACCGACACCGUGGGAAACACCGUCACGGGCCUGACUGAUACCGUCGGCAACACCGUCUCCGGCGUGGGCGAGGGCCUCGGCAAGACCGCCCAGGGCGCGACCAAGGGCCUUGGCGAUACGACCAAGGCUGUGGGCGACAACGUCAAGUCCGGCACGGAUUACAUUGGGGGGAAGAAGCAGACGGCUGAUAAUCCGUUGGGGUUGUAG
Messenger RNA from Cladophialophora yegresii CBS 114405, 258 nucleotides. RefSeq lists its product as uncharacterized. NCBI's taxonomy places the organism in Eukaryota, Fungi, Ascomycota, Eurotiomycetes, Chaetothyriales, Herpotrichiellaceae. The transcript is spliced from 4 exons. The record is from RefSeq and is a predicted model, not a curated record. The coding region runs from base 1 to 258 and encodes 85 amino acids.